GGAGUACCAUUAACAUAGAGAGAGGAAAUAAUCGAAUAGAAACUAAGAUCGAGUAAUCGAAAAGAGAAGAGUUUGAGCUACGAGGGAGAGAGGUUGUGUUCUCGGUGCGCGGAUUAAACGAAAGCGAGAGAAGAGAAAAUUAUAAAACACUGUGUAAAUUAAAUAUAAGACGAAUGAACGAAAUAAAGUUAUGAUUUCUUAAUGAAUCCGUCGACAACAAUUAUUGCGAGAAAGUAGCCUCAAACUCGAUACAACCGGGAGGAUUAUACGCGCAUAUGUAUAAGUCCCCCCACAUUAAUGGGGGCUCGUCCAGUAAAAAAAAAAAGCAAUAGUGUACAUCAAUCAUUAAAUCGUGUGUACAUUAUCGCCACAAAACAUAAAACACCCAGGAGAAGCAGAAUUUUGAACGUCUAGAAAUUUCUGCAAAGGAGAGAACGAGACAGCACAUUGAGCAGCACACACACAGAAAUGGCUAUGUCACGACAGGCCUAAAUUUCACGAGAGCGAGUGAGACAGAGUAUGACAGCAAAGGCAAGCAGAAGAGCAGUUACGGCAUUAUCCGUUAAGUUCGUGCAUGUCUGAGCGACGGUAGAACCACAGAGGACAACGAAAAUUCGAGAAGAAGCACAUAAAUAGUGCACAAGAGACGAGAAAAUUAUGUGAAACUGUGAGAGAGGCAGUGGAACAGAUGGAAAAGAGGCACACAGAGAGUGCAUAAAAGAGAGUUGAAAACUUCGAUGUCGAACUGUUAGAGAGAGAUACAGAGAAGCAAGGAGUAACAACAACAACAGAAUCCAGAGAGCGGCAUUCACAUACACAGGCGACGACAAUAUUCAUCAGAUGUGUGUAUGGGUGCAGAACGCGACGAGAGGGUCCAGAAAGAGCAGAGAACAUCAGAAUCCAGAGAGCGGGCUUCACACACAACGACGACGGCAUCAACCAGAAGAUAGGAACAAGGCGUGACGAGACGAUCGAGAGCAGAGGAAAAGAAGAAAAUCAAAGUCCCGAGUGCGGCAGCCACAUACACAGACGACGGCGUUAUCCAUCAGACGUGUGUAUGGGUGCAUAGCAAAGAAACGACGUAAGAAACAAUUAGCGUAAUAGCGACAGAUGUCAAAGAGAGACAGCAGAGUAAGAGUAACAGAGAUAAAGUAUAAGAAAUUUAAAGAGUGAGAUAAAAAAUAUUAUUCGUAAACAUUAAUCAAAAUUCUUAAACAUUAUUUUAAGUUUAUAUCAUAUUAAUUACAAUACUAAUGUUGCACGACAAGAUCACACAACUCACCGUAGUUGAGCUAAAAGAAAAGUUAAAAGAGUUGAAGCUGAAAACUAAGGGGAACAAAGCAGAGUUACAGGACAGACUAAUAUAAUAUUUCGAGUCGGAGGUUAAUGAAGAGUCAAUGUAUGAGGAUACAACAGAUUUUAGUUUGAAUAUCCAGAGUGAACAAUUAGAAGCUCCAAGUAAAAUGGCGUUAACAUUGAAAGAUAUUCGUGAUUCUUUAGUUGAGUUUGAUGGCAGCCAGCAUAAAGAUAUUAACGAUUGGCUUACAGAUUUUGAGAGCACAGCAGAGACAGUACAGUGGAACGCGCUGCAAAAGUUCGUAUAUGGUAGGCAAUUGCUGAAAGGAGCUGCGAAGUUGUUUGUAAACAGUCAAGAUGGUCUUACUAAUUGGGAUACACUUAAAGAAGCUUUAGAGGAAGAGUUUACAGAGAAACUGUCGGCAAAGCAAGUACACACGCAACUCGAGAAUAGGAAGAAGAAGCCGAAUGAAAGUUUGGUAGAAUAUUUUUAUCAAAUGAAGAGUCUGGCCAAAAAGAGUAAUUUAGAUGAAGAUAGCGUCAUAGAAUACAUAAUAGAAGGUAUACCUGAUACAAAUCAGAACAGGAGCGUGUUAUAUCAGGCCAAGGAUUUUAAAGAGUUAAGAGACAAAAUGAAGAUAUACGAGAAAACAUCGUCGAAUCUGGAGUCAAGAUUAAAGAUGAAGUUCGAGAAGAAGGAACAGAAUAUCAGGGCAGUUGAACCUAGAUGUUUCAAGUGUGGAGGGAAAAAUCAUUUGGCUAAAGAUUGCGUGGAGAAGGAUAUAAAAUGUUUCAAAUGCGAACAGUUGGGACAUAAAGCAAAUCAGUGUAAAGUCCAAAAGAAGGAUAUAAAGGAGAUAUCAAAGCCACAACAGCUAGUCCAGAGAAUGUAUAAUCGGGUUUUUAAGGAUGUUCGGUUCGGUAAUGAAGUGAUAUCGUCGCUUUUUGAUUCCGGUAGCGACAUAUGCACUAUGAGUGAGAGUGCAUAUAAGCGAGCGUACCCAGUUCCAUUAAGGGCGCAAGUGAAAGAAUUAGUUGGAAUCGGAGGAAAAAGAAUUGGUACCCUCGGAUUUUUCCUUGUUGAUACUGAGCUAGAUGGCAUCCCGAUUGAGAUGUGUUUUCAUGUGGUCAAAGAUAGAGACACUUUGUAUAGCGCGGUAAUCGGUAGUGACGUAUUAGAGGUAGUGAGCGUUACACUUGGGAAAAAAGGAGUAGUUUUUCAUAAGUUUGAAGAGGUGAGGGAUAAUGAAAAGAGAUCCGAGAUAGAGGAUAGCGCUCAAACCAGUAUUGCUCAUUAAAGUGAUAUUAAGAGCUCUAUCGAUGUUUCACCGGCGAAUCGCGUAGCAGAGUUAAAAGAAGCAUUCGAGCAGAUAAUGACGAUAAAAGAGAUAGAAGAUUUUUCGUCAGAGGUCGAUCUUUCGCAUUUGAGUGUUAUGACGAAGGGAAUAGUGAAGGAUAUGAUUACCCAGUAUAAUCCAGUAAAGUCGACUAAUUGUCCAGUGGAAAUGAAGAUUAUACUCAUGGACGAAGUGCCAGUAUAUCAGAGACCGAGACGGUUGCCUUAUGACGACCAAGAAAGGGUAGAUCAGCAAAUUAAGGAAUGGUUGGAGAAAGGAAUCAUUCGACACAGUGUUUCGGAAUACUCUUCGCCUAUUGUGCUAGUUCCGAAGAAAGACGGUAAGAAAAGGUUAUGUUGUGACUAUAGGAAGCUCAACCAGAAGAUUAUACGAGAUAAUUUUCCGACAGCAGUUAUCGAUGAUGUGUUACAUAAAUUGCAAAGAGGAAAAAUAUUCACAACACUCGAUUUGUGUGACGGAUACUUUCAAGUCCCAGUAGAGGAGAACUCGAGGAAAUUUACGUCGUUUGUCACCCAGAACGGCCAAUACGAGUUUAAUUUUGUACCAUUUGGGAUUAACAAUUCGGCAGCGGUGUUCACGCGCUAUAUAUUCGCGGUGCUGAGGCCACUUAUUAGCGAAGGCGUUUUGAUAUUGUAUAUGGAUGACAUUAUUAUACCAGCUGAGAGUGAGUUAGAAGGAAUCAAUAAACUGAAGAGAGUUUUGAGCUUGGCAGAGGCGUCAGGGUUGAAAAUGAAAUGGAGUAAGUGUCAGUUUUUACAGCGCAGAGUCAUUUUCCUUGGGUACAUUAUAGAAGACGGGACGAUUAUACCGUCAAGAGAGAAAACGGGAGCAGUUGAGAAUUUUCC
This is a messenger RNA of Drosophila pseudoobscura, 3499 nucleotides long. RefSeq lists its product as uncharacterized. The record is from RefSeq and is a predicted model, not a curated record. Gene Ontology annotation, molecular function: aspartic-type endopeptidase activity; translation regulator activity; zinc ion binding. Gene Ontology annotation, cellular component: cytoplasm. NCBI's taxonomy places the organism in Eukaryota, Metazoa, Arthropoda, Insecta, Diptera, Drosophilidae. The transcript has 2 exons. The coding region runs from base 1398 to 2594 and encodes 398 amino acids. Gene Ontology annotation, biological process: proteolysis; positive regulation of cytoplasmic translation.